AUGCAUGAGGAAAAUAAAGCAGCACAAAAUGGAUGUGGCAAAAUCCGAAGUGGCACUCAGAAUGAGGCUGCUUUACUAGCCCUGAUGGAGAAGACUGGAUACAGCAUGGUUCAAGAAAAUGGGCAAAGAAAAUUUGGUGGUCCUCCACCAGGUUGGGAAGGUCCUCCACCACCUCGUGGAUGUGAAGUUUUUGUGGGUAAGAUUCCUCGUGAUAUGUAUGAAGAUGAAUUAGUUCCUGUUUUCGAGAGAGCUGGGAAGAUCUACGAGUUCAGGCUGAUGAUGGAAUUCAGUGGUGAGAAUCGAGGCUAUGCUUUUGUGAUGUACACUACUAAAGAGGAAGCCCAGCUAGCCAUCAAGAUUCUAAAUAAUUACGAAAUUCGUCCAGGGAAAUUUAUUGGUGUCUGUGUAAGCUUGGACAACUGCAGACUAUUUAUUGGAGCAAUUCCAAAAGAAAAGAAGAAAGAAGAAAUACUGAAUGAAAUGAAAAAAGUUACAGAAGGAGUGGUGGAUGUCAUUGUUUAUCCAAAUGCCACUGACAAAACUAAAAAUCGUGGCUUUGCUUUUGUAGAAUAUGAAUCUCACAGAGCAGCUGCGAUGGCUAGAAGGCGGCUAAUCCCAGGAACGUUCCAACUCUGGGGUCAUACUAUUCAAGUAGACUGGGCAGACCCAGAGAAAGAAGUUGAUGAAGAAACAAUGCAGAGAGUGAAAGUAUUAUAUGUAAGAAAUUUAAUGAUAUCUACUACAGAGGACACAAUUAAAGCUGAAUUCAACAAGUUCAAGCCAGGUGUAGUUGAACGCGUAAAGAAGCUGAGAGACUAUGCAUUUGUUCAUUUUUUCCACCGAGACGAUGCAAUUGCUGCUAUGUCUGUAAUGAAUGGAAAGUGCAUUGAUGGAGCUAGUAUUGAGGUAACACUGGCAAAGCCAGUUAACAAAGAAGGUACUUGGAAGCAACAUUUCAAUGGUCAGAUAAGUCCCAGUUCUGAAAAUCUUUUAGGGUUUCCUAACAAAGAAGAUGGUCAUCAAAAAUCCUUAGGGAGGACAGCAAGUCUUUCAGUUCGUCUUAAUGGUCAGCAGAGCCCAGGCCCUCCUGAAGUUGAAAGAUGUACAUAUCCUUUUUUUCCAGGAAUAAAGCUUACUCCAAUUAGCAUGUAUUCUUUAAAAUCCAGUCACUUCAGUUCUGCAGCAAUGCAUCUGGAUUAUUUUUGCAAUAAAAAUAACUGGGCACCACCAGAAUACUACUUGUAUUCGACCACAAGUCAGGAUGGGAAAAUACUGUUGGUGUACAAGGUGCUUAUUCCUAGCAUUGCGGAUGGCUCCCAGAGUUAUUUCAUGCCAGACAAACUCUGUACAACAGUAGAAGGUGCAAAGGAGUUGGCAGCACAGUUCACACUUCUACAUCUAGCCCCUGAGCAAGCAUAUAUAACUUUGCUGUCCCUGAAUGCAGCCUAGUGCGAUAGUAGAGCCCACUGUACACCCUACUUGGUCGCUAAGUUGCAUUUCCUGUUGUUAGCACCUCUUUGCUGGAACACGUGUGUGCUUCCAUGUUCACAGAAGCCUUACUCUUACCCAGGCUAUCCCUCGUAACCAGCACUUCUACUUGCUCGUGGUAUCUAUGUUGAACAGCAGCUACUUUCUAAUCAGGCCAUGUUCUUCUUAAAAAAACAUAGUAGCAUUGAAUUGAAAAUAGUUUUCAAGUUUUACAAUCGGUCCAUCCUCCUCAGGCCCAAAGCACCUCCAGCUGUGGAAGAGGACAGCCGCCGCUGUAGCAUGGAGGAGUUGACUGGCGAGAUGCAAGCAGCAAGGAAUGGGGGGAACAUUGCUUUCCACGGCAGGGUCCAUCCUCUGCAAGAGGUAGGCACUAAUCUUAUCUAUGCGGUGAUGCAGUACGGGACUGAUGAAAACGUGGUUCAUGCAAAAUGGGAUUCAGCAUGUGGGGAAAAGGAUUACAUUGUAAACCGGAAGGAGAGAGGGAGCUCAGUGCAGAGCUACUGCGAUGGUCGAGAGCUGGAGUACACGGUGCACGAGGAGCAGCAGAAGGAGCUGAGCAUUCUCAGGCUGCAAAAGUGCAGGCUUUUUGGUGAUCAGCCUCUAAGAGGAAGGAGAAACCUCUACUGUGGCGACUCCUCUGAUGAGAAUGUCGAAUCUCUGUCCUUGCAGAUGCUCAAAACUCCCCUGGACAAGAUCAGUUCUGUCCAGUGCCUGAUAUGA
Charadrius vociferus (killdeer) is the source of this 2208-nucleotide messenger RNA. It is a transcript of the gene RBM46, whose product is annotated as RNA binding motif protein 46. Gene Ontology annotation, molecular function: mRNA binding. The record is from RefSeq and is a predicted model, not a curated record. Lineage: Eukaryota; Metazoa; Chordata; Aves; Charadriiformes; Charadriidae. Gene Ontology annotation, cellular component: nucleus.